This is a messenger RNA of Carassius carassius (crucian carp), 1999 nucleotides long. RefSeq names its product nectin-1-like. The transcript is spliced from 9 exons. Lineage: Eukaryota; Metazoa; Chordata; Actinopteri; Cypriniformes; Cyprinidae. Gene Ontology annotation, biological process: homophilic cell-cell adhesion; heterophilic cell-cell adhesion. The coding region runs from base 786 to 1919 and encodes 377 amino acids. The record is from RefSeq and is a predicted model, not a curated record. Gene Ontology annotation, cellular component: adherens junction.
AGGCAGCAUAUUUUGGCUGCCACAUCACCAAACUUCACUGAAGGCCAUCUCGAUGUGAAGGAUCCUUGGAAGGCAGCCUUCGUUUUGCAUCCUUUAUUCAGCUGAAUUUGAAGGAUGCAUGGGAUGUAUCCUCCAUGUACGAAAGCCCUCAAUGAAUCUGGAAGCAUUACCAAUACUAUCCAGUGCAUGGCAGCAUACCCUCAUUUAAAUUCAUUGCAAGUAGCCUAUUGCAUCAGCCGUGUAGCUAAUAGUGAAUUGUUCAUUUUAUAAACUUAAAUUUAACUAUUGUGUACAUUUUGAUUGUUACUUUUAAAAUAAUGCUGCUGUUUGUUUAUGUGUUUUAUUGAAAUGUUUUAGUUUUCAUAUAGAAAAAUAUAUGAUGCACAUGUUCUUGACUUUGGAGUAAUCAUUUAUUUUGAAUCUUGUGAUUAAAGUAUAUUUCAUAUUAAAUGCCCAGAAGUUUCAAACAUUAUUUUUAAAAUCACAAACAGGAAAUAACUCGCAUAAUACAAUUAAAUUAAUAACUGUAUCUACAUUAAUUACACAAGAUUAAUAUUUUUAAAAUGAUUAUAUCAUUAUAAAACGCAUACAUGCAUAAAGCAUGACUUAUCCUGUGUAAUAAAAGCAAAUUACCCCUUAAAAGCCGUGAUGUGGAUCUACUCUGUUAAGAACAAAGGCUCUGUGGCUGUGCCUCAUCGUUACAGUCGGAUGCAAUGUUCUCUGCGUCCAUCUUCAUUACUGUACUAAAAUUGUAUGGAUGGAUGGACUAGAUUAAACUGAACGAGAUGCUUCUUUCCGUGACACCGCUGCAUGGGCUAAUUCUCUUUUCCUCAGUCUUCGUACAAAUAGCAGGUGUAAAAGUUAUUGGUCAUGAUACAGCAGUCGUAUAUGGAGAAAAUGCCACAUUGUUGUGUCAGCUGACUGAGACUCAUGAAAAUGCUGAUGUAACUCGUAUUAUAUGGAAGAAGAAGACAAAAGAAAAUGCUGAAGAGAAGACCUUCUUUUCCAUUCGCCCAGGUCCCAAAACUGAACACUCAAAUGGAUUGGGGGACAGAGUACAAUUCAUUGGGAACUUUACAGAGAAAAAUGGAUCAAUUCAGCUACUUAGAAUGGGGCUUUUGGAUGAUGGGAUCUAUACAUGCAUCUUCAACUUAUUUGCUGUUGGGACAUAUGAGACUGACAUCAAUGUCACAGUUUUUGCUCGUCCUUCAAAUAAUGUAAGAGGAGAGGUGCCUGUUGCUGGUUUUACAGAGGCCACCUUGGUGUCAUGUUUUGCCUCUAAUGCAAAGCCUGCAGCAGAAGUGAUAUGGAGAUUAGGAGAUCUAGAAAACUCUCUGAAGACUAAUACCAACUAUACAAUGAACUCAGAUGGGACUGUUACUGUUGUAUCCUACCUACUUGGUGUCCCAUUCAAACAUUUAAACAAGAAGAAUGUCCAGUGUGUGGUCAAACACAACACCCUGAGAGAUGAACUUGUGUUGAACUACACAAUAAACAUCCACUAUCCACCAUAUUCAGUUGUUAUCAUUCCUGACAGUCCAACAAACAUUAAAGAAUUCCAGUGUAAAGUGGAUAGUAACCCAGAACCAACCAACUACAAUUGGACUAGAGUGAAUAAAAGUGAUCCAUAUUACGAAGGUAAAAAGCUUCCUGUACUAAAUCUGACCCCUGACUUUAAUGGCUUGUACAUCUGUCAUGCUUCAAACCAGUAUGGAAGUUCAAUAGGAUCUCUCUAUGUGAAUGUUCAUAUGGAAACCAACGCCAUCUGUUGGAGUCUGUUCUGUGUUUUCAUCGCUGCUUUUCUUGUUGCUGUAUUCAUAUUUGUGUUCAUAUGGAAACAUAAACAGGAAUGGAUUCAAGUAGUACAGCGUUCCAAUGAUGAAAGAGAUCAGGCUGAUGUAGAAUGUCAAUCCAGAUGAUCAGACUGAAGCAGUGUCGCCAAGUUUCAACUAGUUUUGGCUAUGAUUUGACUAGAUUUAAGUAGAAAUUAGGCUGGUUU